Rotaria sp. Silwood2 is the source of this 573-nucleotide messenger RNA. The record is from the annotation of a GenBank genome assembly. NCBI's taxonomy places the organism in Eukaryota, Metazoa, Rotifera, Eurotatoria, Philodinida, Philodinidae.
AUGGUACCGGAGCUGUACGAGCCGGACAAUGGUCACGAAGCAAUUGGUUCACAACUUGAUUAUAUAAAACAAGCUCGAUUACAUGGUUAUGGUGUUAUCGUUACUAAUACUAACUUAAAUACAGAUGAAUCUUCUGAAUCAAAUCUUAAUGUAACACAACGUAUUCGUGGUAGUGGAUGCGCUGAAGAACAUGCUUGUUAUGUAUGGGAAAAUUUUGUUCUACGAUGUCACGCUCGUCAUAUAUGUAUUAUGGCACAUUCCUAUGGAGGAGCUGUCGUUCUUGAAUUGGCUGCAAGAUAUAUGCCUGAUUUUGAUAGACGUGUUUUUGCUGUGGCAUUAACAGAUUCACCUAUGAGAGCUUAUACAAAACAUUUUAAGAAAAACGUUUUGGCAAUGCUGAAAAAGAGAACAAUAAAUUGGGCAGCUGAUAAUCAUCCAGUAAAUGCAUAUUUGAUCACUAGAGAUUAUGGUGAAGUACGAUCAGCAGGUCAUUUAUUACAUGAAUGGACAUCGUAUACAGCUUUUCCAUAUAUAUUCAAAUUUUUUGAAGACGAACGUAAAAAAUUUAGAUGA